Molecule: messenger RNA, 1257 nt
Organism: Lodderomyces pseudojiufengensis
Lineage: Eukaryota; Fungi; Ascomycota; Pichiomycetes; Serinales; Debaryomycetaceae
Gene: LAG1
Product: sphingosine N-acyltransferase
Exons: 1
Coding region: 1-1257 (418 amino acids)
Biological process (GO): ceramide biosynthetic process
Cellular component (GO): membrane
Molecular function (GO): sphingosine N-acyltransferase activity
Source: RefSeq, a predicted model, not a curated record
AUGAGUACAUCUGCAUCAACAUCUUCAUCUGGUAAAAACAAUCAUUUGUCUCCCAAACCACAACUGCGUCAUCGUUCUUCAUCAUCUGUUGGUAAUAUCAACGUUGGAGACACGUCACCUUCUUUAUCAACAAUGGCCACAUCAUCUUCAUCUAGAAGAAAAUCAAAUGCAAGAUUAAUUGAAUUACAAAAGGAAUCCAAAUCAGAUUUUGCUAUUGCCAAAAAAUUGAUAAUUGGAUUUAGAGAAUUAACUUAUAGACAAACAUGGAUAUUACCAUUAAUUGUUUUGAUUAUUGCAUUUUCAACUUAUUAUCUUUCAAGUCCUUCAGGUGAAAUUCAUCAAUUUUUAAAAGACAUGAUUGUCCCAUCCUAUCAUGUACCAGGAACUGAUCAAUAUGGAAAAGGUGUGAAUGAUUUCAAAUUCGUUGGAUUUUAUGCCUUAUUUUUUACAUUUUUGAGAGAAUUCAUGAUGUGUUGUGUUUUAAGACCACUUAGUAUAUUCUUUGGAAUCAAAAAAGAAGCUAAACAAAAAAGAUUUUUGGAACAAACUUAUGCAAUGUUUUAUUAUGGAUUAAGUGGUCCAAUUGGAUUAUGGAUCAUGUCCAGAACUCCAUUAUGGUGGUUUAAAACCACUCCAAUGUACCUUGAAUAUCCUCAUAAAACCCAUGAAAUAUAUUUUAAAGUAUUUUAUUUGGGUCAAGCAGCUUUUUGGGUCCAACAGUCAGUUGUUUUGAUCUUACAGCUUGAAAAACCUAGAAAAGAUUUUAAGGAAUUAGUUUUACAUCAUAUUAUUACAAUUGCUUUGAUUUGGUGUUCUUAUAGAUUUCAUUUUACGUGGAUUGGUAUUGAAGUAUUUAUCACUAUGGAUGUUUCCGACUUUUUUUUGGCAUUAUCAAAAACUUUGAAUUAUUUGGAUUCCAAAUUGACUGGACCGUUCUUUGUUUUCUUCAUUGGUGUAUGGGUAUAUUUAAGACAUUACAUUAAUUUAAAGAUUUUAUGGUCAGUUUUGACUGAAUUUAAAACAGUAGGUGAAUGGGAAUUAAACUGGGAAACCCAGCAAUACAAAUGCUACAUUUCACAACCUAUCACCUUCGCUUUAAUUUUCGCUUUACAAUUAGUUAAUGCUUAUUGGUUAUUCUUAAUCUUAAGAAUUUUAUCAAGAUAUAUUUUCGCAGGUGAUAAGAAAGAUGAAAGAAGUGACGAUGAAGAAGAGGAUGAUGGAGAAACUCAAGAAGCUGAAGAUAAAAAGCAUCAAUAA